Molecule: messenger RNA, 351 nt
Organism: Saccostrea cuccullata (small rock oyster)
Lineage: Eukaryota; Metazoa; Mollusca; Bivalvia; Ostreida; Ostreidae
Product: complement C1q tumor necrosis factor-related protein 2-like
Exons: 1
Coding region: 1-351 (116 amino acids)
Molecular function (GO): protein binding
Source: RefSeq, a predicted model, not a curated record
AUGGUCAUAAAAUUGGACCACGUGAUUUUCAACAAAGGUGGAGGUUACAGUGGUACCUCUGGUGACUUCACAACACUGGUAACUGGGACAUACUACUUCAUUGUCACCCUCAGCAUACCCACUCAAAGCAAUGCUAGAGACUACCUACGAGUGCACAUCAUGAAGAGUGGAGUAGAGGCGUCUUACCUGUAUGUGGGGGCACACAGCGUAUGGGUGAAGCCCUCAGAGAAUACUCUGCUGGAGCUACAAAGAGGGGACAGGGUUUACGUCAGUGUGGGGAAGACAUCCUCCUCAGAGUUCUCUCUUAUUCCCGGAAGAGAUUUUCAUUGUCAUUUUACAGGCUUUUAUUAG